Colletotrichum acutatum is the source of this 2595-nucleotide messenger RNA. RefSeq lists its product as uncharacterized. The coding region runs from base 1 to 2484 and encodes 827 amino acids. Gene Ontology annotation, molecular function: protein binding. The transcript has a single exon. The record is from RefSeq and is a predicted model, not a curated record. Lineage: Eukaryota; Fungi; Ascomycota; Sordariomycetes; Glomerellales; Glomerellaceae.
AUGAUGAGACCUUUCUUUCGGGUCACCGCGUGUCAACUCACUCGUUUAGCUAAUACCGACACUAUGGGUCGUACCACACUCUCUCAUCUACUUUUGAUUUCGCUCUCUUUGACACAGGCUUCGCGAGCCCAACUCUCGAGUUGCCCUUCUACAGCAGAGAACAUCGUCACUCCCGAUGGCUCAGCUACCUACUCGGUCUGCCAGCAGACCGACUACAGGGGAACUACAACUAAGUUUGUCGACACCGUAGCGACCUUAUUCGACUGCGCCCAGGCUUGUAGUCAAGAUGCUCAAUGCACGCAGGCGGUCUACGACAAGGCUAAUUUCGGUUGUCACCUCAAGGCCAAGGAUGGCCUCAACUGGGCGGCCGACACUAAAUUUACGACUAUCAAGCUGGUCUCCAAGCUCACAAAGGGUGUCGCCAUCCAGUCUUGCCCGACUAUCGCGACGAAUGUGACUGCCACUGGGUCCACCCUAGCCACUUGCCCGAACACGGAUUAUCAGGGCGACACCAUCCGGGCCGUCGGCGGCAUCGCCUCGCUCCAGGCAUGCGCUCUUGAGUGUGGCCAAGCGUCCGACUGUUCCCGAGCCGUUUUCCAAAAGUUGACUUCUCAGUGCUACAUCAAGGCGGACCCCAAGGCCCUGCAAUGGACGUACCAGCCCGGCUUCGACUCCGUGAGCAAGAUAUCCGUUCUCGCUGACGGUGUUGGCAUUAACAGCUGCCCGAGCGGCUAUGCCAACAUCACCACCCAGAACGGCGCCAGCUUCGCGACCUGCAAGAAUGCUGACUUCACAGUCCCAAGCGUCAACGUCGUCGGCGGCGUCGCGUCUGUCGCAGCCUGCGCAGAAAGCUGCACCAUGAACCAAAACUGCGCGUAUGCCGUUUACGACGCGCAGAACCAAGUCUGCCACAUUAAGGGGACCGUCACCGCCGCAUCUGACUGGAAGUUCAACAGGCAAUUCACCUCGCUACAGAUGAUCAAGGCUAGCACCUCCAAGGCGACGUCCAAGAUUGGCCGCUGGUCCGACGUCAUCCAGUUUCCCAUCAUUCCCGUCGCGGUCUACGUCGUACCAGCUCAGCCCUCCUCGGCUCGCCUCCUCGUCUUCUCGUCCUGGGGCGUUCGCGCCUUCAGCGGGCCCACGGGCAUCACACAGUUUGCAGACUACAACUUCCUCACGGGCGCCGUUUCGCAACGAACCGUCACGAACACCAAGCACGACAUGUUUUGUCCCGGGAUCAGCUCCCUCGCUAGCGGGAAGAUUGUAAUCACCGGCGGCGAGAACGCCGAGGCCGUGAGCGUCUACGACCCCGCCACCAACCAGUUCACCCGCGCCGCCGACAUGGUGAUUGCGCGCGGGUACCAGACGUCGGCCACGUUGUCGGAUGGCCGAAUCUUCACCAUCGGCGGCUCUUUCACGGGGCCUCAAGGAGACAAGACGGGUGAAGUCUACGAUCCGGCCAAGAACAAAUGGACGCUUCUUCAGGGGACUGACCCGACUCCGCUGUUGACGACGGACCACGAAGGUAUCUGGCGCACCGAUAACCACGCCUGGCUCUACGGCUGGCGCAACGGCUCCGUCUUCCAAGCCGGCCCGAGCAAGGCGAUGAACUGGUACCGCACCAACGGCGCCGGCUCCGUCUCUGCGGCGGGCGUCCGCACCACCGCGAUGGACCAGAUGUGCGGCGUCAAUGUCAUGUACGACAUCGGGAAGAUCCUCACCGCCGGCGGGAGCCAGGACUACACGGACAGCGACGCUACGAAAGCCGCCCACCUUAUCUCGAUUACCGACCCUGGCGUCCCCGCGACCGUCGAGAAGCUUCCCGACAUGAAUUUCGCCCGUGGCUUCGCCAACGCCGUCGUGCUGCCGGACGGCAAGGUCGUUGUGACGGGCGGCCAGCCGAGAUCCCUCGUCUUCACCGACACCGACGGCGUCCUCGUCCCGGAGCUCUGGGACCCAAAGACACGCGCCUGGACGCCGAUGGCUCCCGCCGCGGUGCCCCGCAAUUACCACUCCGUCAGCAUCCUCCUUCCGGAUGGCACCGUCUUCGUCGGCGGCGGCGGCAUGUGCCCCGCUGCGCAGGGGAGCGACCUCUCCUGGUGCGAUCGCGCCAAGGAUCACUUCGACGGCGAGGUCUUCACGCCGCCGUACCUGUUCACGGCCACGGGCGAGCUGGCUGUGCGGCCCGUUAUUUCCAGCCUUUCGCAGACCACGGUCAAGGUCGGGUCCUCCAUCACGGUCGCGCUCGAGAGCGGGCUGAAUGGUGCUUCCUUCGCACUUGUUAGGAUGGGUAGCGCGACGCACAGCAUCAACUCGGAUCAGCGCCGCGUGCCGCUGACUGACGUGACCAAGUCCGGCGAGAGCAAGUACACGCUGAGACUGCCGAACGACUCAGGCGUUCUUAUCCCCGGUCCUUGGUAUCUUUUCGCGUUGUCCAAGGAGGGUGUGCCCAGUAUGGCGAGAACCGUUUUUAUCCCUGCUUGAAGAGCCCAUUAGUUCAUUACUAGUAUCGCGCAUGAAAGGGGGGAAAUUAAUGUGUGUAAAUUAGACUUGAAGACUACCUAUUUCUAUUUUUAAUAUAACUCUAGACCAAUG